Jaminaea rosea is the source of this 1521-nucleotide messenger RNA. RefSeq lists its product as hypothetical. The record is from RefSeq and is a predicted model, not a curated record. The transcript has 3 exons. Bases 1 to 1521 code for a protein of 506 amino acids. Lineage: Eukaryota; Fungi; Basidiomycota; Exobasidiomycetes; Microstromatales.
AUGCGGGCUCGUCGCUCCCUCGUCCCACUGGCAGCCGUUGUCGUGCUAGCCACUCGUCCUCAACUCAGCUUGGCCCAUGAGCACCAUCAUGAUGGCCCCGCAGAUCCGUCAAUCCCAAUCGACUCAAUCCUCAAGCUCCACAUCCUCUUUCAAGCCGUUGUCUGGACUAUUCUUUUCCCGACCACAAUGGUCUUGGGCCUGAUACGCCAUCGUCUUCACGUUCCCCUGGCCACCGUUUCACUUGCUCUGACCACCGCAGGCUACUUCUUUGGGCAUGGCCACGGCGGCCGCUCCUUCCCGCAUACAGCGCAUGGUACCGUCGCGAGCUUGCUUGUCUUCUACCUCUUUGCACAGAUGGCCUUGGGAAUGUACCUGAAGCUACACUUGAGCUGGAAGGCCGAGGGACGAAUUCGCCCAGUUGUGCUGGGGUUGCACGGCCUUUUGGGAAAGACGUUCCCAAUCUUGGGCUGGGUGCAGAUGGUGCUCGGCAUCGCCACGCUUCAAUCGUGGUGCUUCGGGGGGCACUUGGGGCAAUGCCUCGCCCACUACAUAAUGGGAUCGAGCUUUGUCGCCUACUCGGUCAUUCUGCUCAUCAUGCUCAAGGCUGGCGCAGGAUGGCUUGCACGACGUGGUCGUUCUCAGGAGUGGUUUGAUAGCUGGGUCAUCUGCCUGUGGGGGCUGGUCAACUCCUUCACUGAGCAUCACGGCGGGCCGUGGACGCACAAAGACCUGCAACACACGCUUCUUGGCGUGGUGUGGUUCUUUGGUGGAGCUGCAGGCAUCUGGACCUCGAGGGGUGGCAAGCGUAGCAUCUUCCCGGGCAUCAUCAUUGGGAUCACAGGCUGGGCGAUGUCCGGCCAUGCUCAAGCGCUCAUGCUAUCCACGAUGGUGCACGGUCUUUUUGGCUACGCAUUGAUGGCGGCUGGCGUCGCACGAGUCAUCGAAGUCUGCUUUGUGCUCAACGACCGCCCGACUGGAGAGAGCGAUACGAGUCCAGACCCUACCUCAUCCGAUGAGCUGACAGGCCGCUCAGACUGGUCGCCUGUCCGAGCCUUCCAGCUCCUCCCUCCCUGGCUCCUUACGGCCGCCGGUAUCCUCUUCAUGUCGGCAACGGACGAGGAGCUACGCUGGGCCGACGGCAAUGGCAUUGAUCACAUCACAUGGGGCCUCAUUGACUUUUCCAUCGCGUUCUUCCUCUUUGUCUGGUUCAAUAUUCUCCUGGACCUCUACACGACUUCGGGCGGGAGAUACGGCGCUCGUGUGUCGGCGAGAAGUACGACGGAAUCUGGGCCGUGGUACAGCAGGCUAGGCCAGGAAGGAGGAGGCGGAAUACGCAACGGCGGCGCGAAUGGGCCGCGCGCUGAUAAAGGCGGGUACGGCGAUCAUGGUAGCGAGGAGGAAAGCAGCAUAGAGGCGGAAAGCCACGUCCUCUUCGACGAGGGUGACUUGGACGCAGAGGAGAUUGACCCCUUUGACGACGAGAGACUGCAGUCCAGGCAGGCCAAGGUGCGGGGUUCAUGA